AUGUUUCCGGCUGCAUCUCGCUACCACGUGGGAUCUGCUGCCAUUUCAGGGAUCCGGCUCGCGCUCCUGUCCUCGGCGAUGGGAAGCUGCUGUGAAAUCCCCUCCGCGCUGGGCCGCGCUCUCGGCUCCGCCGCCGCCGCCGGGUCCGGCCGGGACGCGCAGAGCUCGGCAGAGGGAUCCAGAGCCGUGUUCCGAACGGCCGAGAGCGACCCGGCCAACCAUGGAGAGCUCCACGAGGGCCGCCACUACAACAUUGCACUUCAGGAGGUGAGAGCCGUGUUUCCACACGGGCUGCCCAGCCCUUUCCAGCAGCAGAUUAAGACCUUCAACGAGGCUUCUGUGAUGGUGCGAAAACCAGCUCUGGAACUUCUCACUUACCUGAAAAGCUCCAGCUUUGCCAACCCGGUGAUCAGAUACGUUAUCUAUGGUGAGAAGGGCACCGGGAAGACGAUGACCCUGUGCCACGUGGUUCACUACUGCGCGCGGCAGGGGUGGCUGGUGCUGCACGUCCCCGACGCUCAUCUCUGGGUGAAAAACUGCAGGCAGCUCAUGCAGUCAUCCUAUAAGAAAGACCGGCUCGAUCAGCCUUUGCAAGCAUCUUCCUGGCUAAAGAACUUCAAAAUCACAAAUGAGCAUUUCUUAAAAGAGAUAAAAACACAACGAAAAUACAUGUGGGGCAAACGAGAAUGCACUGAGGAGGGCAGACCCUUGGGGGAAGUAGUGGAGCAGGGUUUGGCGCGCGUGCGGGACGCCAGCGACGCCGUCGGGGUGGUGCUGAGGGAGCUGAAGCAGCAGAGCGGCCUCGGCGCCUUCCGGCUGCUCGUGGCAGUGGAUGGAGUCAACGCGCUCUGGGGAAGGACGACCCUGAGGAAGGAAGACAAAAGCCCUGUUUCUCCGGAGGAGCUGACGCUUGUGCACAAUCUGAGGAAGAUGAUGGUGAACGACUGGAACGGAGGUGCUGUCGUGACAACGCUGAGCCAGACGGGCUCCCUCUUCAAGCCGAGCUCCGCGUAUCUGCCCCACGAGUUGCUGGGGAAGGUGAGCGCCAUCCUCAUCUCCCCUCCGCCACGCUGGGGAGCAGAGAUGCACGAAAUAAACCCCCUGGACGAGGGGCGGCUGAGCGCCUUCGGCCACGGCGACGGGCUCAUGCGGGACCCGGCCUGCCUGGAGGAGCUGGACGAUCGGCUGCAUUUCUUCGUGGAGGAGUGUGAUUAUUUGCAGGGAUUUCAAGUGCUGUGUGAUCUGCACGAUGGCUUUUCCGGCGUGGGAGCCAAGGUGACAGAACUGCUCCAUGACGAGUAUUCUCGCAAGGGAAUCCUGACCUUCGGCUUGACUCCAGUCAUUCAUAAAACAGAACAGCUGGAGAAGGAUGUCUACAGGCUGCUGAACACGGCCCUGGGCAUCGUCCAUCUCUCCACUCACAGCUCGCUCUUCUGCCCCUUGUCACUCAACAGCAGCCUCGGCCUCAAGCCCAAGCCUCCUGUUACCUUUCCCUAUCUAAACUAUGAUGCAGCGCUCGACUACCACAGCAGCGCGGUGCUGGCGGCUGCCCUGGACACCGUCACCGUUCCCUACCGCCUCUCCGGCUCCCCGUGCUCCAUGCUGCACCUCGCCGAGGCGCUCGGCUUCUCCGGGCGCAAGGUGGCGGCUGCGCUGGCGGCUGUGCCCCUUCCCGUUGUACACGGCCACUCGCUCCGGGACACUCUGCGCACCCAGCAGCAGGGCCUGCCCUGGAAACUCCUGUCGUCAGGCGGAGAGCAACAGGUCAGCCGCUGUUUUGCUCAGUCUGUUGUGCUAAGAGGAAUUUGCAAAGAAAAGCCUAGCAGCAGCUUCCCAGGAAAGCGGCCCCAUUCCGCACUCCAGGCGUAUGAGAGCGAGGAGGAGAUUCUGCAGCGUUACCUACAAACGUUGUUUCCUGGCGCGUUCAGCACAUCUCACGUGCUUGAGCAGCCCUGUCCUACCUUACCUCCCUACCCGCAGUUCUUUUCCCCUCUCCUCACCAAACAAGGCCUCCUUUUGGACAAACCCCUCGGCUCCUCCUCGCCAGCCGUGCGGAGCGUCCCGGUGGCGGCGGCGCUGCAGUCGGGGCCCGUCCUGCACGCGCUGCUGCGGGGGCUGCACCGGGAGCUGCGGGCGCUGGACACGCGGCGCUGGGCCGGCUUCUUCGCCGCGGGGCUCGAGGAGGAGGAUUUUCGGGAGGCCCUGCACGCGCUCCGAGCCCUGGCAGACUGCUAUAAAACACAUCUGGAGGCCGAUGAAUCUGAAGAUGAAACAGAUUCGGACUAACUCAUCUUUAUUACUG
Molecule: messenger RNA, 2302 nt
Organism: Tinamus guttatus (white-throated tinamou)
Lineage: Eukaryota; Metazoa; Chordata; Aves; Tinamiformes; Tinamidae
Source: RefSeq, a predicted model, not a curated record